Molecule: messenger RNA, 3686 nt
Organism: Prunus avium (sweet cherry)
Lineage: Eukaryota; Viridiplantae; Streptophyta; Magnoliopsida; Rosales; Rosaceae
Source: RefSeq, a predicted model, not a curated record
AUGUGCUUGAACCUCCCUUUACUGCCCCUUUCUUUCUCUCAAUUCUCGCGUGUAACUUCCGAACGCAAAAUAGCCUACUUGGGAGAGAGAGAAGAGAACACAGAGAGAGAAGAAAAUACAGAGAACCCCAAAACCACACAACAACAAUAACACAGAGAGAGAGAGAGGCUCAGACAGACUCAGACUCAGACAGAGACAGAGACAGAGACACCACCAUAAAAAUACAACCACUAGAAGACUCAAGACUCUGAGAGAAACUAGAGCAAAUACACAGAAGAAAACUGCUCUCUCAUCUAUCCCAUUCUUCUUUCUUGCCUUUUCUUCUUGUAAAUCACUCAUCUUUAGAGAGAAAGACAAAGAGAGAGAUCUCCUUUGUCAUUCUGCAUUGCCCACUUUGUAGUGGACAAGAAUUUUUUGAGGAGCGGGAUUAGGGUUUUUGAUAGUGGGUAUUUUGCUCAGAGCAUGCUUUGUCUUGGUGGAUUUUUUAGGGUUUCGUUGGAUCGCAACUGGGUACUCGUCCAAUUCUGCUGUUUUGGACUAAUUAGGGUUUGAUCAGAGCACAUUUGAGGAACUGACAGAUAUUGGAAUAAUCGCGGCCGCUCAUAGAAUGAGCAUAAGCUCCGAUCUUUCGCCGGAACGGAAUUGUGGAUUUGCCAGAGCUGGGUUGAGUACAUGAACUCUGAGAUUGCAUAGAAUUAUGGGAGUUAUUGUUUUUCUGAGCAUGGAAGAAGAUUGCACAUACUGAAUUCGGUACAUGAGUGAUCAGAGACUUGUGGGAUCAGAAUUUCGGAGCAAAAGGACUUCUGGGGUUUUGCUGUUUUUGCGUGCUUGAUCUUCAGCUGGGAAUGAAUUUGGUUUUGGGUUAUAAGGAGGAGCUGAUGAUUCUGUAUUGGUCCAGAAGGCAACACAGAGGAUUGGAUUGUAGUGGACCGUUUUCGUUUCUCAAAAAACCGUUUGGCUUAACUUAGUUUGAACAAAGUUCUUGACAGAUAGCUUUUGAAGUAGUUAGUUUAUCUGGGUUUUGUUGGAUUUUAGUUCAGUUUUGUGUUGCUGUUGUUUCCACUGAGCUGGUGCUUUUUGCUGAGCCUUGGUUUUUAAAGUGAAUUGUGUGUGUUAUUGCUUUGCCUGCCUGCCUGCACUUCUGUGUGGAAACGAUUAAGGAUUGGUUCAAGUGCCUGUUGGAGUUACUGAGAAGCUCAUGGAGGAUUUUUGAUGCUGGGAAUGAAUGCGGGGACAUGGUGCAUGGACAGGAGCAUAGUUGCUGGUUCGUUCCCUUUCUGGAACAGUGCUACUGGAAACUAAUUCAGGAGUUUUCUUCCUUGGAAGGCACUGGUGUUUUGUAUUGUGGGAUUUUGUGCAAUGUCGCGCUGCUUUCCAUUUCCCCCACCUGGAUAUGAAAAAAAGGCUAGGACGGAUGAUGUGGACUUGCUAAAAAAGGAGAAGCACAGAGAAAAGAGGCAUAAAAAGGAAAAAAAGGACAAAGAGAAGAGAGAAAGUAAAGAAAAAAGUGAGAAAGACAGAAGUGAUGGAAAGCAUCGGGAAAAGAAAGACAAGAAGGAAAAAAACAGAGACAAGAAGGAUAAGGAGAAAGACAGGGACCCAGUUAAAGAUAAAAUUAGUCCUUCUGAUGAGAAGAGAAAUCCAGGGAAAACUGAGAGUUUUGGUGCAGAGAAAUUCAUUCCUAAAGAGUACAAAGAUAAUUGUGUUGACAAGAGAUAUACUGGGCAAGUUGGAGGUUAUCAGGCCGAGAAGCUCAGUCAAAAUCGUCAUCUGGCUGUGGAGAACCACAAUUCUGUAUUGUUGGAGUUGGGUAGGAGAACUAAAGAUGAGGCCAGAGGAAUUGGUAACCAUGUGGUUGAGAAGAUUACUGAAUCAGACCGAAAGAAGGAUGAGGGGAUGGUCAGAUUGGUGGCUAAGGAUGCUGACAUUUUGGCUGAAGUCAAGGAAAAGAACAAGGACAAGAGAGUUGAUGACAGAAAGACGGAUGGGCAAGGAGUCAGGGUUGCAGCACAGAUUAGUGGGAACACAAUGGUUCAGAACCCUGUUGGUAUGGUUGAAACUAAAGUUGAAGGACUUUCCAGACCAUUGGGGAGCAACGUGGAUAGAAAGAUUGAUGGAAAAGAAAAGACCAAAGAGAAGGAAGGUGAUGAUAAACGAAGAGAGAAACGCAAGGAGAAAGAUAAAGAGAAGAAAAAACAAGGGAAAGACAAGGACAAGGAUAAAGAAAAGAAAAAGGAAGCGAAAGCAAAGGAGAAAAAUGAAUCUAAGAAUGCAGAGCCAGGCAAAGAGAAGAAAAAGGAAGAGAAAGCAAAGGAGAAAAAUGAAUCUAAUAUUGCAGAGCUGGAUAAAGAGAAGAAAAAGGAAGAGAAAGCGAAGGAGAAAAAUGAAUCUAAGAAUGCAGAGCUGGAUAAAGAGAAGAAAAAGGAAGAGAAAGCAAAGGAGAAAAAUGAAUCUAAGAGUGCAGAGCCAGAUAAAAUAAGAAAGAGCAAUAAAGAGGAUCAUAUAGACCCUCAUUACGUUAUAACCUCCCAACUUCCGAAAGACAGCAACAAAAGUGCUGGUGCUGAUGGAAAUCUUAAGAAACGAAAGGACUUGCAGACAAAUGGAGUUUUGCAUGCCAAUGACAUUAGGCCCAGUAAACUGCCGCGACCCUCUUCUUCCUCACAUCCAUUAACAAUUAAUGGAAGAACAGUGGAACCUUGCCAAACUUCCACCCCGUAUGUUUCAGAUAGGCUGGGAUCAGCAAAUAAUGUUAAGGUGGACAAUAAGGACCGCAAGAUAAAUGGCAUCAUUGAAGCUCCGUCAUUGUCUGUCUCCCCUGCAAAGCUGACUUCUACAGCUGCACAGGCUGUUCCUGUUGCCGAAGCAUCUGUGAGACCACCCCAUCCAGAUUCCAGAUAUCUAAGCCAGGUUUAUUUGGUUCCAAAGGUGGACGAAGUGCCUGAUUAUGACGAUGAAGAUUGGUUGUUUGGGUGCAGUGGUAACCAAUCAAAGAAGCCCAAGGUGGAAUCUUCAGGGGUUGAGGAGACACCUGAGGUAUGGUCAGAGGCUCUGCGGAUAGAGUCUGCUGAUGUUCAUGCUCUACCGUAUGUCAUUCCAUAUUGAUUGACUGAAAUGGGCAUGCUUCACCUCCUAACUCUGAUGCGGGCAACCCUCGAUAGGACCACACUAGACCGAAGCUAGAAAGGCAUCUGGCCACCUUGGACAUAUAUUCAGAGUUUUCUAGCUGCAUUCAUCUCUGAUUGCACUCUGUUGCAGUGAGUACGACUAAUGGUCUGCUUCUCAAAGAGUCUUAAAUGCAAAGGUUGCAAAGGUCACUCACACGUUAUGGCUUGCUGCAGGACCGGGCGGGCUAUUUGGAUUCAAGGGCUGGUUUUCCCCAACAGCUAAUUCAUUCAAAACGGAAAUUUUCAUAAGUGCGACCAAGUGAAGGGUUGCGUAGAAAGGGAGAUAGAUAUAUAAAAGCUUGUGCAAUUUUUGUUUUCAUUUGCUUAGGAGCUGAGAAGCUCAUUCUAAUUGAGCAUUUAAGAGAAACUAGCCACAAUUUUGAUUUGUAACAUAGAACUCUUAUUUACAAGAAAUGUAAGAUAGAAGGAAAGGGAAAGUAGUUGCAUUCGUUGGUUGGCCUCCUUCCAUAAUUGUUCAUCGCACUGUGUUUCCAAAAUUGCUGUCCUUUAAUUUCCAUU